CCAACUUCAAAGCAAAUCUAUCGUAAGCUAGGAAUAGAAACUCUAUUCCAGCAACUCGUGAAAAACGAUCACUCUGCAAAUCAAGCAUGACCAAGCCGGUGCCAGCUACCCACAAUGCCUACACGGCACACAUAAAUCCUGCAGGAGCAUCGCCCAUUCUUACCAUGGACCAGGUCUGGGCAGCGUUAGAGCAGAAAGUUCAGCACGCCGAGUGGUUUGUCGCUGGCGCUCUCAAGUCUACCGACGUCUUAUCUGUCGAGACAGACGACCAGGGCCACAGGGUUACCACCCGGGAAGUGGUCUUCGUCGAAGACAAUAGACGAAUAAGGGAGGUCUGCACAGAGUAUCCGAAGCUCAAGGUAGAGUUCAAGCAGCCUUGUGGAGGGCUCGUUUGCAACAUUGUCUCGCAAGGUCCAGGAGGGCCCGAGGACCUCUGCAUGACCUACACCUUUCAGUAUCUGCAUCCGGGAGCCAGUGACGAAGAGAUCAAAGAGCUCACAGAAAAGCGAGCCAAGAUGUCGAAAAUGGCCGUCGAAGGCACAAUAGAAGCCAUACGAAAAAUGGUGCAGGAUGGGAGAAUAAAGUAACUUGUGGUGGACUGAUAAAUGAACGACGUGCCAUGAUGUGGUGAAUCUCAUGACAAUUCUCGUGACUAGGUGUUAAGAAUAGACUCUGUUGUCCUAGAACUCCGUGGCUUUUCAUUCUUUCACGUUCCGCUCAUCUCAAGGUCGUACGUUGUCAACCUCGAAGGUCAACCUCUAACUUCAAGCUCGACGCUAGACAGUCACUUAUAUGGAAGCAAAUGCACGCGUGGAUUUGUACAACAUUAUAUUAAAUCUGUUAAGUCUUGCUGAACGCUAAACAUAACAUCGUAAAAGCUCUAAAUCAGAGCAUGUAUCUCGAUCCGAGCACCAGGCAAACCGACCGCGUUUUGGUACGUUGCGUACCUUGAUGAUGGAAAGGUGCCAAUGACAACUCUGUUGUCUAGCCCAAGUCUUACGCGCAAAUACAGCUCACUCCAUGUGCAGUAUUUGGCCCUCAGCGUCUCGGUCUAACCUCUUUCACAUAGCCCCUAGGUAAACUAACGCUACUCGUGCUACUUCGCGGUCGCGCCGGGUAGUACUCCAGCUCCCUGCGCGGCACGUACUCAACUUCCCUCCUGUCAUACUCAAUAUACUGGGUGCUUCUCCGCGGCCGCUCCUGCACAUAUUCGAUUUCGCUGUAGCGCCGUCGCGAGUGGCUACGUCGUCGGGAGCUGAAACUCUCCUCUGGGAGGCGCGCUUGCACAGCGUUGACGCCGUCCGGGUGUGCGGAGUAGUAGCUCCUGUGCGGGUCCGGGUUGUCCCAGUUGCGCACGUAAUGGUCUUCACGUUCUGUCCUGAAGAGGCACAUCGUUUGGUGUUGGUAUUUGCUUGCCCGAUAAGUGGUUCGUGGUUCUGGCGCCGCUGAUAUCGGAGAGGACUGAUGUGUAAUCGGUAAGCCGCUACGUAUCGGUUGUGCGAAACCUGUGUGGUCGUGGAUGAGACUUGUAUGAAAUCAAAUUAGCGAGAGACGUGCGACAAUAAGGGCAGGGCAGUUUCUUCUUCGAAUGCAACACGGCAUGAUGAGCAGGAUACUCCGGGCUCCAAGGAUGGUUCUGGAGGCUUGAUCAUACGAUCUACGUCAUCGUGCAUGCCAAGCUUUCCUGGUUCUUCAAACAUGGCAAUCGGGCAUCAAAUUAUUAGGAUCAAAAUGAUUUGUUCUCUUCCCACGUGCACGCAGCAAUCAAACAAAACAUCACAAAUCUGAAAAAGAAUUAAUUAGAACUUGAUUGUGUCAAUUUUAACCAAGAAUGUGUAGUGCAAAGACUGCAUGUAAUAUUUCGCGAAGGGAGAAGAAUGACAAGCAUAUGCGCCAGCUCUGAUGUAGGUUAAUUAGUGUCCG
This is a messenger RNA of Verruconis gallopava, 1923 nucleotides long. RefSeq lists its product as uncharacterized. Bases 87 to 587 code for a protein of 166 amino acids. The transcript is spliced from 3 exons. The record is from RefSeq and is a predicted model, not a curated record. NCBI's taxonomy places the organism in Eukaryota, Fungi, Ascomycota, Dothideomycetes, Venturiales, Sympoventuriaceae.